Messenger RNA from Fulvia fulva, 396 nucleotides. RefSeq lists its product as uncharacterized. The coding region runs from base 1 to 396 and encodes 131 amino acids. Lineage: Eukaryota; Fungi; Ascomycota; Dothideomycetes; Mycosphaerellales; Mycosphaerellaceae. The record is from RefSeq and is a predicted model, not a curated record. The transcript is spliced from 3 exons.
AUGAAGUCCAACAUCAUCACCAUUGGCCUUGGCACCAUCGCUGUCACAGGCGUCGCUGCACUUCCGGUCCUGAAUCAAGACAUCGCCGUCUCCCUCGAUCCCCGUGCCGAGUUAGCCAUCGAAACUCCCCAAGGUGCUGACCUUGUAGCACGAGCUGUGCCAGAUGUGGAAGCUUCCCAGGUCGCCGACCUCGUUGCCCGCGACGAGGAGGAUUAUAGAGCGAAUGGUGCUGUGCAAGACAAGGGCCUUGGAUAUUCGCCAAACAGCUACAAUGGGCGUUACGACCAUGACUGGGAACAAUGGGGGUGGAGUGAUUUUCUAAGGAGGCUUAUUAUGUACUACCGGAGGGACAAGUAUACAUGUGGCUUUGGGUUUGAGAAUCAUGGGAUGUGCUAG